Molecule: messenger RNA, 789 nt
Organism: Amaranthus tricolor (Joseph's coat)
Lineage: Eukaryota; Viridiplantae; Streptophyta; Magnoliopsida; Caryophyllales; Amaranthaceae
Product: zinc finger BED domain-containing protein RICESLEEPER 2-like
Exons: 2
Coding region: 1-789 (262 amino acids)
Molecular function (GO): DNA binding
Source: RefSeq, a predicted model, not a curated record
AUGUGGACUGCAAGUAGUCAAAGGAAAGGCUAUAUGGCAGUCACUUCACAUUUCAUUGAUAAUACGUGGAAGUUGCAAAGUUUCUUUAUGUCCCUGCCCCCACAUAAUGCCGAGGUUCUUGCCGAUGCAUUAAAACAAUGCAUUCAAUCAUGGAACUUGGAUUUGAGAUUGGCAUCUAUCACAGUAGAUAAUUGUACGACUAAUGAUGCUAUGAUGGACAUCAUAAAGGACUCUUUCCCAUAUGGUUCUCUACUUUUGGAUGGUGAGUUCUUACGUAUACGUUGUUCUGCACAUAUACUUAAUCUAAUUGUUCAAGAUGGAUUAAAUGCUGUAGUGUAUGAUGGAGUUAAUCGAAUAAGGAAAAGUGUUGUGUUCUGGACUGGUUCUGAUAAGAGAGUGCAAAAGUUUGAAGGUGUAGCUAAUCAAUUAGCCUCCGGUUACAAAAGGAAAUUAACCCUUGAUUGUAAAAUUCGUUGGAAUUCAACAUAUGAAAUGCUUUGUGUUGCUAUUAAUUAUAAGGAAGUGUUUGCUGUUUUAAGUGGUCGAGAUAAACUAUACAAAAACCCACCAACACCUGAAGAUUGGGAAAAAGUUGGGAAAAUAUGUGAGUUAUUGGAAGUGUUUGCUAAAUUUACCCUUGAUUUCUCUGCCUCAAAAACUCCUACGGCUAAUAUUUACUUUUCUAAAACUUGCAAACUUAAAAUUACUCUAUCUACUUGGCUUUCAUCUCCAUAUGAUUAUGUUGUGAAGAUGGCGGAAGUAAUGUUAGAGAAAUAUAAGAAAUAUUAG